AUGAAGUUUAUGUAUCUCGGACUUCUCCUCUCUGCCACCACAGCCUAUGCAUGUGGUGACAAUGCCUACAGAUGCAAGAACCCCGACAAAUCAGUAGCUCAGAUGUGGGAAGUUACACACAAGAUUUGCAAUAAUCUCAAGGAGGACGACUGCUAUUGCUCCCACUGGGCCGAGUACUACUGCGAUCCUUAUGGCGACAACAUUCAAAAGUUCAAGGACGCCUGCGUGAAUGAGGGCGAUAACUGGUACUGGAAUGAAUGUUAA
Messenger RNA from Sclerotinia sclerotiorum 1980 UF-70, 264 nucleotides. RefSeq lists its product with no specific name. Bases 1 to 264 code for a protein of 87 amino acids. NCBI's taxonomy places the organism in Eukaryota, Fungi, Ascomycota, Leotiomycetes, Helotiales, Sclerotiniaceae. The transcript has a single exon. The record is from RefSeq and is a predicted model, not a curated record.